Drosophila grimshawi is the source of this 1118-nucleotide messenger RNA. RefSeq names its product protein lifeguard 1 (gene Lfg). Gene Ontology annotation, cellular component: membrane. Bases 264 to 998 code for a protein of 244 amino acids. Lineage: Eukaryota; Metazoa; Arthropoda; Insecta; Diptera; Drosophilidae. The record is from RefSeq and is a predicted model, not a curated record. The transcript is spliced from 4 exons.
UACUUGCCAGCAUUGGAUUAGGCAACAGGCAAAGCAAAACAGUCGCAACAGCGCUUACAAAUACUUAUCAUAGUUGGGCUACUUUCUUAUCUGGCGAUAAGUGUUGUGAGACAACACCAAAAUAUUUUGGAAUUUUUGCGCUACCCGCGCAGUAAAAUACACAAGGUUGUCAGUUUUAUUCGGUAGUUAAAAGUCGUGCGAGCGUUUUACGGCCAGAAGCAACGGAAAUAAAAUAAAUAUCUUUGAUUUCUUACAGUCAUCAAAUGUAUCACUACCAGCAAGGCGAUGGCAAUGGCGUCUAUUCGGAUGCGGAGGCGGACAAGAGUUUCGCCUUCGAUGAUCAGACUAUUCGCAAAGGAUUCAUCCGCAAGGUUUACCUCAUACUCAUGAUGCAACUGCUGAUCACGUUUGGCUUUGUGAGCGUGUUCACCUUCUCAGAGGCGACACAGAAGUGGGCACAGACCAAUUACUGGCUCGUGUGGGUAGCACUGGCCGUGCUAAUUGUGACCAUGAUCUGCAUGGCCUGCUGCGAGAGUGUGCGCAGAAAAACGCCGCUAAAUUUCAUCUUUUUGUUCCUGUUCACGCUCGCAGAGUCCUUUCUGUUGGGCGUCAUUGCCGGCACUUAUGAGGCGGAUGAGGUUCUCAUGGCUGUUGGGAUCACAGCAGCUGUUAGCCUGGGCUUAACUCUGUUUGCGCUACAAACCAAAUACGACUUUACCAUGUGCGGCGGAGUUCUGGUUGCCUGCCUGGUCGUGUUCAUCAUCUUUGGCAUCAUUGCCAUCUUUAUACCUGGAAAAAUCAUUGGACUGGUCUAUGCCUCGCUAGGUGCCCUGCUCUUCUCUGUGUAUCUAGUGUACGAUACACAGUUGAUGCUCGGUGGCAAUCACAAGUACUCGAUUAGUCCCGAGGAGUACAUCUUUGCCGCACUCAAUCUGUAUUUGGACAUAGUCAACAUCUUUAUGUACCUACUAACCAUCAUUGGACUGGCCCGCAGUUAAGUGAGGACUACAGACUAGAUGUCGUCGUCUAUCUAAAACUAUUUAUUAUUAUAUAACCUUACUGAGAUUACGUAUCGGAAUUGUUCAAGAAAUACAGUUACAGCUGACUUAUGUAUAUAA